Molecule: messenger RNA, 445 nt
Organism: Aplosporella prunicola CBS 121167
Lineage: Eukaryota; Fungi; Ascomycota; Dothideomycetes; Botryosphaeriales; Aplosporellaceae
Exons: 1
Coding region: 42-374 (110 amino acids)
Source: RefSeq, a predicted model, not a curated record
CAUCCAGAAAUGCCAUGUCGCCCUGAACUCUCACUUCAUAAAUGGUGCACUGUCCUGAGCCCUGUGGAUGCUCGAUUGGUUCUGCAUUUAAAGGUAUCGCCAGUGAACCCGCCCCAGAUGUCUCAUUUAGUGCUGCCUCCACCCAGAAAAGCCCCAAGUUGCAGCCAAAGAGCAUGAUUGUCGGCCUGUCUGAUUCUGCCAGCUGCCUAUCAGGGCCGUCGGCUUCUGGUACGGCAAAAUGGGCCACUACAUCUAUAACCUCCAACGCAGCUUCCCACGCCCAACAAGGCGAGGGAGGCGGCGUUCAAGGUUAUAGUUGUAAUGCCCCAUCUUCCCAUAACAGAACCCGACGGACCGGAUGGCCAGUAAGCUGAAUGGCAGCAGCAAACGAUUCUUCGUUUUUAAACUCCACGUAACCCACACUGCGGAAAUGUAAGCUUGGGCA